ACCUCAAUACCACCCAUGCCGCUUUUCAAAUCCCACCCCGACCCACCACCCGUCCGUCCCCCUUCUCCCGACCCAGCAACCCGUCGACCCACCGCUGGGUUUUUCGACUUUGGCUCUCUCCGUCGCGUUGCGUCUCCCGAGCCACUGCCAACGCCAACCACCGGAAAUACCGCCUACCAUUCCGCGCGCUCUGGCUCUUCCUCCUCGUCUGACGACGACAGGAUGUCCACCCGCAGUUCCUUCUUUUUCCGGCCACACAAGAUGACGGCUUCACCGCCAACCGAACCCGAGCCUUCUCUCCGCAGUGUCAAGCCCCACGACACCACCUCCGUCCGCUCCCAGUCGACCACCGCCUCUUUGUUUGGCUCAAUGACACUCAAGAACUUCACCCGCACUGCUGACCGCGAUCCCCAAGUCAUUCUCGCCCGCGAAAAAGUCGCACGGGCACACGAGGCUGAGGCCGCUGCGGACCGCGCCGUGCUCCAUGCACGUGCGCGGGUGAGAGACGCGAUGGAGCAGAUCAAGGAGCUGGAGGAAGAGGCGAAAGACGAGUCUAUGCGUGCCAAAGCCAAACGCACAGAAGCUUCGCUUGUCGGGAAAGCUGCACGCGCAUUGGGCAGACAUGGCUGA
Messenger RNA from Mycena indigotica, 630 nucleotides. RefSeq lists its product as uncharacterized. The transcript has 2 exons. The record is from RefSeq and is a predicted model, not a curated record. Bases 16 to 630 code for a protein of 204 amino acids. NCBI's taxonomy places the organism in Eukaryota, Fungi, Basidiomycota, Agaricomycetes, Agaricales, Mycenaceae.